AAAAUUGGACCUUAUGAAAAACCAUAUGCCGACCGACAAGAAGUUCUAAAUUCUGAUUUUACAACCACCUCGGCUCCGGAGAACCUGAGAAAGUUAGCAGACCAAAAAAGGAUGAAACUAACGUGGAACAAGAACAAGAACAACAAGAAGCGGCCAUUAACACAAUUUUCUAACCUCCCUUUCGACCAAGACGACAGCGGUGCUGAUCAAGACCUUCAAAAGGACGGUGAUAGUGAGCCUCGAGAGCCUUUGAACACCAAACAACUUGCCGAAUCAUUUCAAUCCCAGGGCAAUAAGCUUGCCGAGGAUGGGAAAUAUCGGGAAGCACUUGGGAAAUGGGAGGCUGCUCUUAAUUUGAUGCCUGAAAAUGCAGUUUUGCACGAACAAAAGGCACAAGUUUUGCUUGAAAUUGGGGAUGCGUGGAAUGCGUUGAAGGCAGCAACUCGAGCCACUGAAUUGGAACCAUCAUGGGCUGAGGCAUGGAUCACCCUUGGCAGAGCACAAUUAAACUUCGGGGAGCCUGAUAGUGCAAUGGAAAGCUUUGACAAAGCAUUAGCUAUGAAGCCUGAUUCUGAGGAGGCUCGAGAUGACAGAAAGACAGCAUUUCAUCUUGUAAAGAGAAGAAAGCAGCUACAUUUAUCAGGCUUGGAUUCUGAUACAAACCGUUUUGUGGUUGGUGACAAGACUGGAACAUCCUAA
Pistacia vera is the source of this 699-nucleotide messenger RNA. RefSeq names its product tetratricopeptide repeat protein 33. The transcript has 5 exons. The record is from RefSeq and is a predicted model, not a curated record. NCBI's taxonomy places the organism in Eukaryota, Viridiplantae, Streptophyta, Magnoliopsida, Sapindales, Anacardiaceae. Gene Ontology annotation, molecular function: protein binding. Bases 112 to 699 code for a protein of 195 amino acids.